Molecule: messenger RNA, 1200 nt
Organism: Aspergillus terreus NIH2624
Lineage: Eukaryota; Fungi; Ascomycota; Eurotiomycetes; Eurotiales; Aspergillaceae
Product: WD40 repeat domain-containing protein
Exons: 4
Coding region: 1-1200 (399 amino acids)
Biological process (GO): regulation of actin cytoskeleton organization; TOR signaling
Cellular component (GO): TORC1 complex; TORC2 complex
Molecular function (GO): protein binding
Source: RefSeq, a predicted model, not a curated record
AUGAGUGUUAUUCUAUGUACGGCGGGAUAUGAUCACACAAUUCGCUUCUGGGAAGCCUUGUCGGGGAUCUGUUCGCGAACCAUUCAGCAUCCCGACUCUCAGGUAAACCGGUUAUGUAUCACCCCGGAUAAGCGUUAUCUUGCAGCUGCGGGCCACAACAAUGUCAAAUUAUACGACAUUAAAUCUACCAACCCUAACCCGGUCAUGACUUUUGAUGGCCACACAAAUAACAUCACCGGAGUCGCCUUUCACUGCGAAGGGAAAUGGAUGGUUACGAGCUCCGAAGAUGGUACCGUGAAGGUCUGGGACACUCGGACAGGCAGCCUACAGCGUAACUACGCGCAUAAAGCCCCAGUCAAUGAUGUCGUAAUUCAUCCGAACCAGGGUGAACUAAUUAGUGGUGACCGCGCCGGCAUUGUUCGGGUCUGGGACCUGGGUGAGAGUGUCUGUACGCACCAACUGAUCCCUGAAGAUGAUGUCGCUGUGCAAAGCGUUAGUGUUGCGAGCGAUGGAUCUCUGCUGUGCGCAGGCAAUAAGAAGGGCAACGUUUACAUCUGGCGAAUGAUUCAAGACGCCGAGCUGACGCGCAUUGUCCCGAUCUGCACCUUCCAAGCUCAUAAAGACUAUCUCACCCGUAUCCUUCUCUCCCCCGAUGUCAAGCACCUGGCCACUUGUUCAGCCGAUCACACCGCCAAAGUCUGGAACCUCGAUCUCGACUACCCCCCGGCUAAGAUGGCUGUCGCCGCCGCAGCCAAGGCGAGAGCAAAGAGCGUCACCUCGCAGACCUCGCCCGAUCCAAGCAAGGAUUCUCCGUCGUCCCCGGGCACAAUGGCAUCAGAUAGCCAGAACGACACUCCUGGAAGCGAUAAGGGGAGAGCCGAUUUCAUUAAUCCUUUCAGCUUCAUUGAUGGGACCCCUCCCGUUAACAAUGAGCCACAGCAGACCUUCCCCGUGCAACCCGACGGUCCCCCCAUUGAUCCAAACACCGCGACCCUUUUCCUCGAAACUACCCUCGCGAACCACCAGCGCUGGGUCUGGGACUGCGCCUUUUCUGCCGACUCCGCGUAUCUUGUCACCGUCUCGAGCGACCACUACGCGCGACUCUGGGAGCUGGCGUCCGGCCAGGUCAUUCGACAGUACAGCGGCCAUCACCGCGGGGCGGUAUGUGUGGCGUUGAACGAUUAUUCGGAACCGCGGUAG